GAAGCCCUCUCUUCCUCCUUCUUCCUCGCUCUGCCAUUUCCCCCCCUCCUCUUGGGCCCACCUGUUCACCGUGGACCAAACAAAGCGGGGGAGACGGAGAGCGAGGGGGGGAGCGGGGUCGCCGGCGCCGCGGAAAGCGGCACUACCCAGCCGGGACCCCAUGGGCAAGAAGCACAAGAAGCACAAGUCGGAGAAAUACCCGUAUGAAGACUAUGUCGAGAAACCCUUAAAGCUUGUUUUAAAAGUGGGAGGAAAUGAAGUUGCUGAACUUUCUACACAGAGUUCAGUACCCGAUCCUGUACUGUAUGAUGACAAAAAUGAACAUGAAAAACACAAAGACAAGAAAAGGAAGAAGAGAAAGAAAGCAGAAAAGCAAGUUCCCGGAGAAGAAAAGGAAAAAAGAAAGAGAAAAGUCAAGGAAGAUAAAAAGAAACGAGAUAAAGACCGCGGAGAAAGUGAAGGAGAAAGAGACCUGAAAGGCCAAAACACCAUAAGACUGGAGUUGCCCCCAGAUAAACCACUGGCCAGCAGUUUAGCCAAACAAGAAGAAGUGGAACAGACACCGCUUCAAGAGGCUUUGAAUCAACUUGUGAGACAGCUGCAAAGAAAGGAUCCAAAUGCUUUCUUUUCAUUUCCUGUGACUGACUUUAUUGCUCCCGGCUACUCCAUGAUCAUUAAACGCCCAAUGGAUUUUAGUACCAUGAAAGAGAAGAUCAAGAACAAUGGAUACCAGUCCAUAGAAGAACUAAAGGACAACUUCAAACUGAUGUGCACUAAUGCUAUGGUCUAUAACAAGCCGGAAACCAUUUAUUACAAGGCGGCAAAAAAACUAUUGCAUUCAGGAAUGAAAAUACUCAGCCAGGAACGGAUUCAGAGUUUGAAACAGAGUAUAGAUUUUAUGGCAGACCUUCAGAAAAGCAGGAAGCAGAAAGACAAAACGGACCCAGAGUCAGUGGGAGAAGAAGACGGUCUUGAGAAAGACCCGAGCUCCAUGGAAACAGACGUCAGAGACUGUAAAACUCCCAGCAAAGAACACAAAAAGAAAGACAAAGAGCUGCUUGAAGAAAAAAUAAGGAACAGUAAUUUAGAGAGGGAACAGGAACUGAUUGAACGAAUCAUCAGAGAAUCGGGAGGGAAAUUAACAAAACGGUCUGCUAACGCUCAGUGCGAGUUCGAAAGAAGAAAACCUGACGGCACAACCACCCUGGGACUUCUUAAUCCAGCCGAAAAUAACGCAGGGGAACUAGGUCAUAAUUCCGCGAAGCUGGGCGUGACAGCCGGAAAGCUGCAGUCGGGCGUGAAUACCUUACAGGGCUUCAAAGAAGACAAAAGGAACAAAGUUACUCCAGUGAUGUACUUGAACUAUGGGCCUUUUAGCUCCUAUGCCCCAGCUUACGACUCCACAUUUGCAAACAUCAGCAAGGACGAUUCAGAUUUAAUUUACUCGACUUACGGGGAAGAUUCUAAUCCAGGGGGGUUUAAUAUUAGCGAGUUUUUGGCGAAGUCUCAGGACCACCCCUACGUCAUGGCUGACAGCCUGCUGGACGUCUUGACCCAAGGAGGGCAUUCUCGCUCACUCAGAGAACUGGAGACGCCAGCAAAUGAAACUGACGGCCGGUCUGGAAGAGCCGACGUGAUAAAAGACACCGAGAUCAUAGAAAUGGAACCAACCAGUAGGCUUGACUCCUCUCUUAGCAAGGAGAGGCUUACCGCUCUGAGAGCCGUGACCAAUUUCGGGCUGCACAUGGAGGAGUUUGAGUCGGAAGAGGCAGAAGUCUUCCAGAGAAAACUUGAUGAAACCACGAAACUACUCCGGGAGCUCCAAGACGCUCAGAACGAGCGGCUGAGUACGAAGCCACCGCCUAACAUGAUUUGCCUUUUGGGACCAUCUUAUAAGGAGAUGCAUUUGGCUGAGAGAGUGACCAAUAAUCUAAAAGAUCUUGCCCAGCAAGUGGCUCCGGGCGAUAUCGUGAGCACAUACGGGAUCCGGAAGGCCAUGGGGAUUUCAAUCCCUUUAAGGGACACGGGAGACAACUCUGUCGACCUGACCGAUGAUGUGCCGGAACCGUCAAAAACUCCCAUUCCCAUUGAUUGUGAAGCACUUGCCACCUGAUGCUUUAGAACAGUUUCUAAAUAUAAAUUGCAUGUGUGUAUGUUGGGGGGGGGAUGACAACGUUUGUCCUGAAGCAUGUACUGCCCCCCCCCCUUUGUGUUACUAUUGCGUGUGGGGGACAUUUCUGCAUUCUUAUUAAAAAAUUUAAAA
Messenger RNA from Gekko japonicus, 2263 nucleotides. It is a transcript of the gene BRD7, whose product is annotated as bromodomain containing 7. Gene Ontology annotation, biological process: regulation of transcription by RNA polymerase II. The record is from RefSeq and is a predicted model, not a curated record. Gene Ontology annotation, cellular component: nucleus. Bases 161 to 2113 code for a protein of 650 amino acids. Lineage: Eukaryota; Metazoa; Chordata; Lepidosauria; Squamata; Gekkonidae. The transcript has 17 exons.